AUGUCCCUACAUGUAGAUGUUGACUGUCUAAACAAAGAUGAGCUCAUUUUUGAGCUGAAAGCCAGAGGCUUUGAGGCAAAUGAAGAGUCCACUGUUGAUGAUUUAAGAAAACAAUUUAGACUUGCCAAAGGCACACCUCACGACAACACUAAAGGUAGCCAAUAUAUUUCAAGUUUGUCUGUUGACGGGGAAUUUCAGGUCUGUGAGGAGAAACUCGUCCAGGUGCUGCAGGCAGAUCAUUCUACGGCGUCGUGUCGGAGGCGUUGUCUUUCGAAGUUGUCUCACAUCAUUCUAAGGUUAGAAAAAUUGUCAUUACUCAGCUCGGAUCAACAGCUUAGGAAAAUAUCUCUUGUGUCUAGGGCCUUCAGAGCCACAGAAACAUUGAAAUGCAACUCGGCUUCUACUUCUAAUUCUACACAAGUCAUGGAGGUCAAGGAUGUCACUCCAACUACCUCAUGCCACAAGCGUGCCUCUCAGGUCUUGAAGUGGAACUUGAACUUUGACGGACGCACUCCAGUGCAUGACUUUAUCUUUAGACUACAAGAGCUUCAAUACUCUUCUGAAAUAUCUGAUCAGGAACUACUCAGAAAUGCAGUGCAUCUCUUCACGGGUGAGGCUCUGUUGUGGUUUAGAACUAAUAAAACUCGGUUCGACUCCGUACAGGACUUGAUUGACUCAUUGAAGGCGGAAUUUCAGCCAAUUGACUAUGAAAGGUGUCUGUUGAAUCAGAUAAAGGCCCGUCUGCAAGAUAUUAACAUGCCCAUGAUACUAGGGGUAGAUUUCUUAAGGAAAUUUGGGCUCUGUAAGGACAUACUAAAAGAGGUGCCGCCGGAGGAGGCCCCUUCUGGCAAGGAUACUUGGUUUACUAACUUAUUUGCUAGGGUGGAAAAUACUCCACACAAGUAUCCAGACUAUAGGAUAAUUAAUGGGAAUUUAUACAAGCCUGUCAGGGACAAGAAUCCAUUAGCUAAAGACUCCUUAAUGCCGGUCCCUACCCUGGGCUUUUUCUUCGGGCACGUGUCGGCGCUGGGCGUUGUUGUGGACCUUGGGCUGGAGCUUCGUGCUGCUCAGCGCGACGUUGGCGAAGCGGGCAGGCAGCCACCUGGACACGUGGCUGACGGUAUCACCGCGUGUCACCGCGACUCUUGGCUGUUCCCCUGCGCGCCUCUGGGGCAGUGCGUGGCCACGGCUUCACCGGCUUCUGCUACGGACACGUGGCUCAGUAAGUGGGAGAGAGAGAGCCUGCCGGACUUGACGGAGCGGUCGCGGCCAGCAUCCGUGCGCACUGCAGCCCGCACGGUCUCUGAUCCACAUCGACACCACGCUAUCAAACAAAUUCCUGUGAGCACAAUAUACAAGAAAGAAUGGCUCUGGAAGAAGCCAAAAUCCUCAGCCAGAGCGCCCGCAAUUCCCACAUCCUCCCGCCGCCGAGACUCCGUGGCCUCAUCCGUCGGCGCCGCUUCGGUCCGCCGGCUCAUCGCCCGCCAACCCCCCAAGAUCCCCAAACCCGUCGUCCAACGAUUCUCCCUCCUUUGUGUAGCCAGUGGUCUUUGUGCAACUGCCCUGCUCCCUUUCACAGCCUUCGCAGGCGCGGAAGCAGGAGCAAUGCCUCUAGCAGUCAUGCAUUCGGUAGCAGCUUUAGUAGCACCGUUUUCCCCUUUAAUUCUUCAAAAGACUGGGACUAGAAUAGUCGUUACUGUGGCGCACGUUCUAGUCUGUAUAUUGUUAACAGCGCAUAUAGCUGCUACUCCUCUUUCUGUGUUACUUCCACUUUAUGGUGCUUGCGGUUUCGCUUUAUCUCCGAUGUCACUGGCUUUAUGUGCGUCAGCGACUACACUGGCUCAGGCAGCAGGCGAUGAGUGUAGAAGGAAGAUAGCUUUAAGGAGAGCUCUGCGGGCGCUCCGGGCGGCACAGGAUAUAGGGCUGGUGUGUGGGUCCCUGCUGCUCGGCGGGGCGCUCCUCAUCUGGCCUGAAGACAUGUCGCCGGCCCUGUUCACGGCUGUGCCUACAAACGCGACGGUGCCGGGGUGGCCGCCGCCUGAUGACUCGUAUUUUCCGGAUGAAGAAUAUGAGGAGCAAACCUGUGGCGCGGCGGGGUGCCCCGACGUACAAUCCCUCUCCGGCACCACACUUACCUCCGACGGCCGCCGAGCGCUCGUCGCCGUCUGGGCGCUACUCGCUCUAGUCGCCAUAGGCCUAGGCGUUUAUGGCGCCACAUCGACGCCCGCGCCUCCGCCUGAUGCGCGAUCUAUAGUGCGUGAUCCAAGGGCGCUGCUUAGCUUCCCGAUGGGGCUGUUCAUUGGUCUUCAACAGGGGUUUAUUUAUACGUCUUAUAUUAAGUGGUACGGUGUCUGCGUCGGCGGCUGGACGUGCGCGUGGCGCGCUCUCUGCGGCGCAGGUUGCCUUCAAGCCCUAGCAGCCGCCACGCUAAGCAUGGCUGCCGCGCGAGGCAGACGGGGCGCGCUAGCGGCCGGAGGCGCCGCGGCACAUGCCUCGCUGAUGCUGGCACUGUUAAGGUGGAGAGCAGCUAGGACUGAUCUGGCGUUGCCCGCUGUCGCUGCUGCGGCGUGGGGCGCCUGUGCGGCGUUAUGGGACGUCCUACAGUCGGGAAUCUGCAUCGGUGGGCCAGGCUGGCGCGGUCCCUGGUCGCUGACGCUCGCGGCGCGUCACACCGGGCUGGCCCUAGCGUGCGCGGCGCGGCAGCUGUUGUGCGCGCGCUUCCAAAUUGUUGCGCUAGCGAGCGCGCUAGUCGCCGCGCUAGUUAGCCAAGUAGCGCUGGAACUGCGACUGCGGCCCAGUGAGGCGCAGAGACACAGGUCCUAGCGAAGGGCCACCAUGACGACAACCACGACCUCGUUCAUCGCGACGUCAGACGACGUCGACGUGCACGUCAUCAGUUAGCCGCAAACGCGUGACGUCACUCGUGACGUCGCUAGUGCGGACAGCAGGACAUCUGUGAAGAAAGUUGUGAGUUAAGUGUAAAAGUACUAACAGACGGGCGUACCGGACCGCGACCUUG
Cydia fagiglandana is the source of this 3019-nucleotide messenger RNA. RefSeq lists its product as uncharacterized. Lineage: Eukaryota; Metazoa; Arthropoda; Insecta; Lepidoptera; Tortricidae. The transcript is spliced from 10 exons. The record is from RefSeq and is a predicted model, not a curated record. Gene Ontology annotation, biological process: regulation of muscle contraction; regulation of potassium ion transport. Gene Ontology annotation, molecular function: potassium channel regulator activity. Gene Ontology annotation, cellular component: striated muscle dense body; plasma membrane. The coding region runs from base 1 to 2823 and encodes 940 amino acids.